This is a messenger RNA of Rhineura floridana, 966 nucleotides long. RefSeq names its product olfactory receptor 226-like. Gene Ontology annotation, biological process: G protein-coupled receptor signaling pathway. NCBI's taxonomy places the organism in Eukaryota, Metazoa, Chordata, Lepidosauria, Squamata, Rhineuridae. The record is from RefSeq and is a predicted model, not a curated record. Gene Ontology annotation, cellular component: membrane. Gene Ontology annotation, molecular function: olfactory receptor activity; G protein-coupled receptor activity.
AUGCAAUUGGCAAAUUGGACACGAGUGCAUGACUUCAUCCUGAUAGGUUUUCCUGGAGGUCUGAGACUACAGCUCUCACUAUUCACAGUGUUUCUGGUUGCCUACACACUGACUAUAAUGGAGAAUAUGGUGAUCAUUGUACUAAUCCAGGUGAACAUCAAACUUCAUAAGCCUAUGUACCUCUUCCUGAGUAAUCUUUCUUUCCUGGAGAUCUGGUAUGUCUCUGUCACUGUCCCCAAGAUGCUUGCUGGCUUUGUGACAGAAAAGAGGACUAUUUCCUUCACCGGUUGCAUGACUCAGCUGUACUUCUUCCUGGCUUUGGCAUGCACUGAGUGUGUCCUUCUAACUGUUAUGGCCUAUGACCGCUAUGUUGCCAUCUGCAACCCAUUGCGCUACCCAGCCAUUAUGAGUCAAAACGUCUGCAUCCGCCUAGCAGCUGGAUCCUGGUUGAGUGGUUUUUUCAUUGCCAUGGGGAAGAUAUUCUUUAUCUCACGCCUGAGAUACUGUGGACCCAACAUCAUCAACCAUUUUUUCUGUGAUGUUUCCCCUCUUCUCAACUUGGCUUGCACUGAUAUGUCACUGGCUGAGCUCAUUGAUUUCCUACUUGCCAUACUCAUUCUCAUUGGCCCACUCUUUGUGACUGUCACCUCUUACAUCUGCAUAAUCUCUACAGUUCUCCGCAUACCUUCAGCCAAAGGGAAGCACAAGGCCUUUUCUACCUGUGCUUCACACCUUCUGGUAGUCACCAUUUUCUAUUCUGCCACCAUUUUUAUCUAUGUCCGGCCAAGGGCUCUCACCUCCUUUAACUCCAAUAAACUUGUGUCUGUUGUCUACACAGUCCUAACACCACUUCUCAAUCCAGUCAUCUACUGCCUGAGGAAUCGGGAAUUUAAGCAUGCCCUCAGAAAAACAGUACAGGACCUUCAUCAAGAAGCAUCGACUAAUAUUGUAGAUUUAAAUAUAUAA